Messenger RNA from Neoarthrinium moseri, 1389 nucleotides. RefSeq lists its product as uncharacterized. The record is from RefSeq and is a predicted model, not a curated record. The coding region runs from base 1 to 1389 and encodes 462 amino acids. Gene Ontology annotation, molecular function: transmembrane transporter activity. The transcript has 4 exons. Gene Ontology annotation, biological process: transmembrane transport. NCBI's taxonomy places the organism in Eukaryota, Fungi, Ascomycota, Sordariomycetes, Amphisphaeriales, Apiosporaceae.
AUGAAAGAAUUUACACGGCAGUUUCGCUGGCAUAGCCCCUGGACACAAAAUGUUAUCAGUGGCAUUGGUUUUGGGUGUUCUGCUGGACUGUAUGUUGCAUUGAACCUGCUCGGCGCUGGUGGCGGCCGACCGGACUCCGCACAAGUUGUUCAAGUUGUCAACGCUACACUCUGUUCAGUGUGGUUUCUAUCUUCAUCAUUUGGUGGUUCUAUUCUCAAUAAGCUUGGUCCAGGGCUGACCAUGUGCAUCGGCGUGCAGACUUACGCCGUGUAUGUUGGGUCGCUUUGGUACUACGACGAGACCGGCAAGCGAGACUAUCCUUAUGCUUCUGGCCCAUUGAUUGGUAUUGGGGCCGGUUGCGUCUUCAUCACGGCCGGUUACGUUGCGACUGCUUACCCCGAGGAAAGCGAGAAAGGAGCCUAUGCUACUAUGCUGAUGAAUCUGCAAGCAUUGGGCUCUGUCAUCGGUGGAAUCAUUCCCGUCAUCGUUAACCGUGAUUCCAACACGACUUCUGGCGUUCCGCGGUCUGUCUACAUUUCAUUCAUUGCAAUAAUGGUGAUUGGCGGCCUGCUAUGCCUCCUACUUCAACGGCCGCACAAGCUCAAGAGGGAUGACGGCUCGGUCGUUGCGGUGAAUCCUCCUCGAGGUGCUUGGGAAGAGCUCAGAUCCAAUUUGGCUGUAUUUAAAGACCCAACCCUGCUCAUGAUGCUUCCGGCUUUCUUCCCAUCGGAAUGCUUUCUUGUGUAUAGCGGGGCAGUCAACGCACACCUGAACAAUCUUAGAGCUCGGUCAAUUCUGAGCUUCAUCGCUGUUGUGUUGCAGAUUCCAGCAGGUUGGGCACUACAGUGGAUACUUGAUCACAAGGAGUGGGGUAGGAGGAAGCGCGGACUGAUAGGGCUGACGGCCGUAUCGAGUCCCAUGAUAGUGGCGUGGGUGUGGGAGAUGAUACGUGUAAGCGGAUAUGACCGCAAUCGUCCCCCGCUUGAUCCCACCGAUUGGACUGAGCCGAGAUUUGGAUGGAUCUUUGUGUUAUUCAUGCUGACAUGGGUGUCUUGCCAACUGUGGCACAACAUUGUCUACUAUUGGAUCGGCGCAUUGACAAACAACCCUCGAAAGUUAACACAUUACGUCGGGGUCUUCCGUGGAGUCCUUGGCGCAGGGGAGGCUUUGUGCUUUGGGCUAGACUCUAUCAAAGUUCCAUUCAUUGCUGAGGCAGGUGGAGUGCUUCUGUUCUAUAUUAUCGGGAUUUCGAUAUUCUAUUACUUGGGAUUGUACCAUAUGCAAGACACGAACUAUGACAAGAAGGAGGAAGGGGCAAUUGUGCCGAAUCAUGUACUCGAAGAGAAGGGAAUUGCUCCCAAUAGCAGGGGCGUAGACGCCACUGUCUGA